AUGGCGGAAGCCAGCACUGUCGACGCAGGGGCGCCGAACCUCAAUCUCACGCCUGAAGAGAAGCGAGUCUACGGCCAGCUCUUUCGGCAAGCAGACACGGAUAAUGUCGGUGUCGUGACGGGAGAGAUUGCCGUCAAGUUCUUUGAGAAGACAAGGUUGGACUCGAGGGUACUGGGCGAGAUAUGGCAGAUUGCAGACAAAGAGAACCGCGGUUUCCUUACCCCCGCUGGCUUUGGCAUCGUCCUGCGCCUGAUCGGCCACGCCCAGGCUGGCCGCGAGCCCACUCCCGAGAUAGCUCUUCAACAGGGUCCGAUCCCGCGGUUCGAUGGCUUCACGCCCGCUCCCCCACCACUCGCCCCAGUCCCUACCGGUCCUAUUGCGCAGCCGAUCUCUGCACAGGGCACAGGAAACGGUCCUAUUCGGAUUCCGCCCCUGACCCCGGAGAAAGUCGCGCAAUACGCCGGCCUGUUUGAGCGGCAGCCGCUCCAGGCUGGCAGCCUGCUCCCAGGGGACCAAGCGAAGCAGAUCUUUGAGAAGUCCGGACUGCCGAACGAGGUCUUGGGACGCAUCUGGCAGCUGGCCGAUACGGAGCAGAGGGGUGCACUAGUGCUCACGGAGUUUGUGAUUGCUAUGCACUUGCUGACAAGCAUGAAGACUGGGACACUAAGGGGCCUGCCUACUAUACUGCCUGCAGCUCUCUACGAAGCGGCGACCCGACGAGGCCCGGUUGCUGGUGCGAGGCCACAAAGCCCUCAAACUACGGGUACGGCACCGUUGUCAGCUAUUCCCCGGCAACUCAGUGGACAGGCUGGUCAUCAGGUGCAGAUGCGGACCGGUUCCCCUCUCGGUGCACAUGUUCGAUCACCUCUAGCUUCGCAGUCAACUGGCGAUGCGUGGUUGAUUACUCCUGCUGACAAGACUCGAUUUGAUGCCCUGUACGACGAUCUAGACAAGACAAGAAAGGGAUUUAUCACUGGCGAGGAGGCCGUCCCAUUUCUUAGCCAAAGCAAUCUUCCCGAGGACACAUUAGCUCAGAUUUGGGAUCUUGCGGAUAUCCGCUGCGAGGGCCGCCUGAACAAGGAUGAGUUUGCCGUUGCUAUGUAUCUGAUCCGGCAACAGCGGAGCAGGAGGGACGGCCAGAACACACUCCCGGCGACCCUGCCGGCAAAUCUCAUGCCCCCUAGCCUUCGGGGCCUGGCACGGCCUCCACCAGCAACAGCACCAGGGCCCUUCGAUGCCCCGGCUCCUCAGCCAGCACCGGUGCAACCACCGCCGCCGCCGAAGCCUGUAUCUGCUCUGGAUGAUCUGUUUGGACUGGAUUCCUCUCCUACACCGCCAGCUCCAGUACAGAGUGCUAUGGCGACGGGAAGCUCAAAUCCUCCGAACGACCACUUUGCAGGUGCUGCCAGCCCAGUCGCCCCUGGAUCGCCUGUUCGGCCGUCGCCAACAGCCAAUAACACCUUCAAGCCAUUCAUUCCAUCGUCAUCUUUUGGCCGUAGUAUCAUUCCCCAAGCCACCGGAGACUCGCAAGGUUCCGCAGGUGCAUUCCCGAGACCGUCACCUGCCCAACCAUCUGCUUCUGAUGAUCUGCUAGGAGACGCUGAUCCGGAGAUUAGUAAGAAGUUGACCAACGACACUGCCGAGCUGGCCAAUCUGUCAAACCAGAUUGGAUCUUUGUCUAAACAAAUGCAAGAUGUGCAGGGUCAACGGUCUGCAAGCCAGAACGAACUCAACCAGGCUAGCGCUCAAAAGAAGAAUUUUGAGCAACGUCUAGCGCAGCUACGUGCCCUCUAUGAGAAAGAAGCCAAAGAUGUGCGGUCUCUGCAGGAACAACUAACCAAUGCACGAAAUGACACCAAGAAGAUAUCAAGCGAAAUGAUGGUGCUCGAUGGAACAUACCAGGACCUGCAGAACCAACACCGCACCGUCCUUGCUGCUUUGCAAGCUGAUCAGCAAGAGAACGCAAACCUCAAGGAGCGCAUUCGUGCUGUCAAUGCAGAGGUUGCUGCAUUGAAACCUCAAAUCGAGAAAUUGAGGUCAGAAGCCCGGCAGCAAAAGGGCCUAGUUGCGAUCAACAAGAAGCAACUUGCUACAAAUGAGGCAGAGAGGGAGAAACUGAAGACUGAGGCUGAAGAGCUAACAAAGGAGAACGAAGAGCUUGCUCGUCAACUUAGUCAAAGCCCUCCACCGCCCGCCGCCGUUCCUCCGCCGCAAGUCGCGAGUCCUGCGCCUAGCAGCGCAAGCGCCAACAACCCCUUCUUCCGGAGGACGGGAAGCACGGAUAUCAUGGGGGCAUUUGCCAGCCCUGGCGCGAAGACGUUCAAUGACAAGUCUUUUGACGAUGUCUUUGGGCCAUCCUUCCCGUCCAGCACUCCGCCUCCUGCUACAAGCUUCAAGCCGCAGAACACAGGGACUUCGGUUACGAGUACUGGUUCGUUUGCCACUCCGGCUACGUCUACCACGCCUAAUGUGAGUCGGCAGCCCACCUUGACGGUUGAGCAACCCCCAGCUCCGCCAGAGUCGAGACAGAUGAGCCCGAGCUUCUUGCCCUUUGGCGAUCCCACCGAGUCCCUGACCAGCUCGACACAGGUGUCACCACCUAUGAGUAGGCUAGGUCCUGAGACCCCUGCUCUCGAGACCCCCUCGGCCGCGCCCCUCGAGGCGACAGCUACAGGUCAAAGCUUCGCGUCAGCAUCGUCUCCGAGCGAAGUGAAGGCCUCUGAAGCUACGUCCGCCAGCAACGGUGUCGCACCGGAGCCUGCAUUUGGCGCGCCAACCAUCACAAAUGAUAUCAAGGCCGAAGAUGCUGCUCCAACGGCAACAUCUGAUGCCUUCUCUGCUGUAGACCAGGCAAAGGCCAAGGAGGACUUUGAGUCGGCAUUUGCUAGCUUCAAAGCCUCAAACCCGGCAAAGAAUGCAGAAAAGUCUAGUGCAGAACCUGUGAAAGGCUUUUCUGCUUUCAACACCGAGUUUCCGCCCAUCUCGGAGCUGGAGAGGGAUGACGAGGAGUCUGAUUCUGACGACGACAAGGGUGGAUUCGAGGACGACUUUGCCCCAGCAAGCCCGCCUACUGGAAAGGGAUCUGCGCAAGCUAGCUCUCCUACUUUAACCAAGGCUGCUAUUGACCAGGGGACACCCGUGCCUGCGACCAGCUCUCCUGAAAUAACUAGUGCCAAACCUCUCUCUCCUCCGCCGAAUACCGAUGCAGAUGAUAUCUUUGGGGCAGCGGCACCACCAGGUGCAUUCCCUGAGCCGUCACCUGUUCCCUUGAGCACCACUACCAACACUGCACCCACUGCAGCCAGCCAGCCUGCGCCACCUCCGGCGUCCAAGCAGCCCUCUGCCUUUGACGAUCUUGACGAUGAAUUCGCAGACCUAGAGGAUGCUAAGGAAGGUUCUGAGGCCGAUGACUUCCAGACUAUCUCUCGAUCUGGACUCGAUGACUUCAAUCCGGUGUUUGAUAGCUCUCCUCCCGCUAGUCAGUCUACCAUCAAGAGUGAAUCUACAACAGGUCCGUCUGGGGCUACGGGGCCAAAUGCACCAUUUGGAACAGACAGCAGUUAUGAUUUCGCUAGUCUGGGUAGCAAUUCUGCGGCUACUUCGAAUCUGGGCGCCUCUACCGCUAGCACAGCCCAACCUGCCGGCGUAGCAGGCAAGGGGCCGAACCCUCCAGAGAGCCAUGACUGGGACGCCAUCUUCGCUAGCCUUGACGAUGCGCCGGCUGCUUCUCCCACCACAGCAAACGCUCCCCCCGCGCAAGAAAGCGCCCAGCGGCCAGAAAUUGGUAGGGCGCUGACUCAGGAGGGCGAACAUGACGAUCCAAUUCUCAAGAACCUCACAAGUAUGGGCUACAGCCGGACAGAUGCGCUGAGUGCGCUCGAGAAGUACGAUUAUAAUUUGGAAAGAGCGGCGAACUACUUGGCAAGCCAGUCCUAA
This is a messenger RNA of Phaeoacremonium minimum UCRPA7, 3936 nucleotides long. RefSeq names its product putative ef hand domain-containing protein. NCBI's taxonomy places the organism in Eukaryota, Fungi, Ascomycota, Sordariomycetes, Togniniales, Togniniaceae. Gene Ontology annotation, biological process: endosomal transport; endocytosis. The record is from RefSeq and is a predicted model, not a curated record. The coding region runs from base 1 to 3936 and encodes 1311 amino acids. Gene Ontology annotation, molecular function: protein binding; calcium ion binding. The transcript is spliced from 5 exons. Gene Ontology annotation, cellular component: cytoplasm; plasma membrane.